UUUACCGGCUAUACGGAAGUACGCUAGAAGAUAGAAGAGUGAAUUUUUACAUGUGAAGGUGCCGGAAAGCCCAUGAUCUCGUUAAAGUAUGGCAUUUGCGAUGCGAAGUUUACGAAUUUUAUGUAAAAUAUACAAUGCGAACGCUAGAAUGACCUAUUGUACUUUUCAACGACCUACUGGCCGAAUAUCACUCAUCCAAAUAACGCAAAAAUAUCGUUAUAAUACCGAGAUAACAAAUCGACCAAAAAUCACCAGUAAUCUAACAAACAUACAAUCAUCAAUAAAUGAAGCUGAGUCAUUGAGACAGGAAACAGCAGCUCAUAAGAAACAGAAUGAAUCGACAGAAGAUGAGGAAGAGAAGGCAAACCGUGAAAGAUCAAAGAGAAUGAUGAAUUAUGGAUUUGCAGCUUUUGGUAUAUUCAUGGGUAUUGGCUUCACUUAUUUAGUAUAUGAAUUAGGAAGACCUAAUUAUGAUGAACAUGGGAAUGUCAUCGAGGAUGAAUUUUCCAAUUUACCCUUCUUUGAACAGAUCUAUAAGAGGGUCAAGAGAGAGCUGAAUUAUUAUACAAGAUUAGUACAGGAACCCAGCAGGGAAAAAUUAUUACCUGAUCCACUCAAGUAUCCAUAUAUUCAGCCACCAUAUACUCUAGUUUUGGAAAUGACCGAUCUUCUUGUGCAUCCAGACUGGACAUACCAAACUGGGUGGAGAUUCAAAAAACGGCCUGGAGUAGAUCAGUUCUUAGAAGCAGUAGCACCACCACAAUUUGAAAUCGUCAUUUAUACAGCUGAGCAAGGAAUGACGGUGUUCCCUAUUCUGGAUGCACUUGACCCAAAUGGAUAUAUAAUGUACAGAUUAGUUCGAGAUGCAACGCGUUUUGUGGAUGGACAUCACGUUAAGGAUUUAGGAGCUCUCAAUCGUGAUCUUAGUAAAGUUAUUGUUAUUGAUUGGAAUGAAGAGAGUGUCAAGUUACAUCCAGAAAAUGCAUUCAAACUCUCUCGAUGGGCGGGUAAUGAUGAUGACACUACGUUGUAUGACUUGGCUGCAUUCCUAAACACGAUAUUAACAUCAAACGUGCAGGAUGUGCGAGACGUUUUGAAUUACUAUAGACAAUUUGACAAUCCAUUGGAAAUGUUUAAAGAAAAUCGACGAAAAUUAUUGAUGCAAAUGGAGGAGGAACAAAACAAGGCUGCACUGGACAGCAGCAAAGUACUUACUUCGAGAUGGAAACCAUCUUUUCUACGAAACCGCUAGUCAAGGUGAACCAAUUACAUUGAAAUUUGAAAUAUCUACAGAUGAAUACGUAAUACGUUUGAAUACGCAGUACAGUCGAUCAUUUCAUCGCCUCACAAAUACUAUAUAUAAUAAUUAUAUAAUUUUUAUUAAAAUAAAACGAAUAUUGUUCUAAAUCACUAUUUAUGGUUCGUACGUCAUUAUGCAUCAUUAUAAAUAUUUCACGUCUAUAUGUACAAAUUAUGUAAUCUUGAUAUGUACGAAAAUAUAAAUUUUAAAUAAUCUAAUAUUUUACGACAUUCUCU
Messenger RNA from Linepithema humile (Argentine ant), 1536 nucleotides. RefSeq names its product mitochondrial import inner membrane translocase subunit TIM50-C-like. Lineage: Eukaryota; Metazoa; Arthropoda; Insecta; Hymenoptera; Formicidae. The record is from RefSeq and is a predicted model, not a curated record. Gene Ontology annotation, cellular component: TIM23 mitochondrial import inner membrane translocase complex. Gene Ontology annotation, biological process: protein import into mitochondrial matrix.